UAGAAAUUUAUUUGCUCAACUCGAAGUUUUGGAGAACGAGGGAGACUUUCAAGAGCUAUCAGCUCCUAAGUAAUUUGGUUAGUUAAUUGUAAUGGCUUCAUCUAGUGGUGGUGUGCCUCCAGGAUUCCGAUUCCACCCGACGGACGAAGAGCUGCUUCACUACUACCUGAAGAAGAAGAUAUCGUUUCAGAAGUUUGAUAUGGAUGUCAUUAGAGAGGUGGACUUGAAUAAGAUGGAGCCUUGGGACUUGCAAGAGAGAUGUAAGAUUGGGUCGACGCCGCAAAACGAGUGGUACUUCUUCAGCCACAAGGACAGGAAGUACCCGACAGGAUCAAGGACGAAUAGAGCAACAAAUGCUGGGUUCUGGAAGGCAACAGGGAGGGACAAGUGCAUUAGGAACACCUACAAGAAGAUUGGGAUGAGGAAAACGCUUGUCUUCUACAGAGGGAGAGCUCCCCAUGGCCACAAGACUGACUGGAUCAUGCAUGAGUACCGCCUAGAAGAUGGCGAUGAUCCUCAAGGAAACUCCACUGAAGAUGGCUGGGUGAUUUGUAGGGUGUUCAAGAAGAAGAAUCUGUUCAAAGUUGGAAAUGAAGGAGGGUCUAGCAUAAACUCGGAUCAACAGCUCAGCAACACAUUAAACGCUAGUCAAGCUCGCACAUUCAUGCACAGGGACAACCAAUACCUACCACGUCAACACCACAACAAUGGCGGCAACCAAGCAACCUUUGAGCCUGAGCUAGCACUCCACCACUACUCCCACAUGCCUGCAGCUUCUCAAUACUCGCUUUUCCAAUCCCAACUGCUUCUUCCGACCCACAAGCCCCUCGGCUACGACUACUCAACCGGCCUCCCUUCCGAGCCACCACCCAUCAUGGUCAAGCAGCUCAUGUCAAACCCAAGAGACUGUGAGAGUGGCAGUGAAAACCUCCAGUACCAGGCUUGUGAGCCGGGCUUAGAGGUGGGCACGUGUGAGUCGGCUCAACAAAUGGUAACGGGGAGAGAUGAAGGCAUGAAUGAAUGGGUUAUGCUUAAUCGGCUUGUCACUUCUCAGCUUGGAAAUGAAGACUCGUCCAAAGGGAUGAGGUUCGAGGAUGCAAACACAUCGUCUGUGCCCCAAAUUAAUCAGCUCUCACUGCGCGGGGAGAUGGACUUUUGGGGCUAUGGGAAAUAGUGAAAAUCCAGCUGACCAUAGGCUAUAAAAAUUUGAAAAAGAAAAUCUAAGUUAAUAGUGAUUAAUAUAUAUUGGUUUGAUUUCCUUCUCUUAUAUUUUUACUCAUUUAUUUGAACAUUAUCCCAUUGUUUUAUGAACAUUUUUUUUAACACUGAACUUGAUUGAAAUGGUACGGUACAUGUAACUGUGU
Molecule: messenger RNA, 1364 nt
Organism: Alnus glutinosa
Lineage: Eukaryota; Viridiplantae; Streptophyta; Magnoliopsida; Fagales; Betulaceae
Product: protein BEARSKIN2
Exons: 3
Coding region: 92-1174 (360 amino acids)
Biological process (GO): regulation of DNA-templated transcription
Molecular function (GO): DNA binding
Source: RefSeq, a predicted model, not a curated record